GUGCAGUGCAAGUUGUGCAUUCAUUGCUCGAAGUAUCUUCUUCCACACAGCUCUUAUAGGACCUAUAUUUACUCCUCUGAAUUUCGCUACUGAAUUUCCAUCGUCCAUAGCUUAAUCUCCUCCAAACAUUAUGAAGAUUCAGUGCAACGUCUGCGAGGCGGCGGAGGCCAACGUCCUCUGCUGCGCCGACGAGGCCGCGCUCUGCUGGCCCUGUGAUCAGAAGGUUCACGCCGCCAAUAAGCUCGCCGGUAAACACCAGAGGGUCCCGCUCUCCACCGCCUCUACACAGAUGCCAAAGUGCGAUAUUUGCCAGAUAGAAAAUUCUACGAGGACAAAAACGAAGAAAAUUAGUGAAUUCCCCAGUCUGCCAAUUAUGUUGAUGAACUCCACUCCAUCUCCCUUUCAUUCUUGUGCCUACAAUGAAACUGUUGGCUAUUUCUUUUGCUUAGAGGACAGAGCCCUACUUUGCAGAAAAUGUGAUGUUGCUAUACACUCAGCAAAUUCCUUAGUAUCAGGGCAUCAAAGGUUUUUACUCACAGGAGUUAAGGUGGGCCUUGAGGCUACUGAAGCUCAUGCCGAACCAUCUCUAGGAAAGGCAAAUAAUGCUGAGAAAAUUUCAGAACCAGAACCUCAUUCUCUUCCGAAGAAGGCCUCCCCAGCAUCAUCACCUGCUCAAUAUGGUAAAAGCAUGCCUGUUCAAGCUAGCGGAUGUGGUGAUUUUCCAUUAUCAAAGCUGUCCUUCUCUGGAGGUUCUGCUGGAAGUAUUUCUCAGUGGCAGUUUGAUGAAUUUCUUGGAUAUGGUGAUUUCACUCAGAGCUACAAUUUCAUGGAUAAGGAGUCAUCUAAGGCAGACAGUGGGAAGCUUGGAAGUUCAGAUGGCUCCCAAAUUCUACUAACUGCUGAUGGUGAGUUAGAGGGUGAUGAUUGCCUGGGUCAGGUGCCAGAAACAUAUUGGGCAGUGCCACAGAUCACUUCUCCGCCCACUUCAUCCGGGCUUUACUGGCCUAAAAGUUUCCAGAAUCCACCGGAAUCUGCUGCGUUUGUGCCUGACAUAAGUUCCCCACCCCUGCAUAAUCUCCAUCAUGCUACCAACUCAAAGCGGAGGAGACACUCUUGAUGUUAUCCUAUGCUGUUCACAGUCAGUCUUGAAUGACACAGCUAUCCCAGCUUGUCAGGAUUAGGAUAGAUGGCGUUACACGUUUUAUAUUUGUUGUGUGAUUUGUAUUUUACGUGGUUCAGUGGUCGGAUGAUUAGAUACAUAUGUUGUGAGUAAAUUUGUGGCGUCACAACCCUAGAAUGUUGUCGAUGGCUCAAGGCAGAGAUGAUAGAAUUUGUAUCUUGGAUUUAUGAUCAGCUGAAUCAAAAUGUGUAUAAUAAAGUAGAAUGGUAAUCUUGUACUA
Salvia hispanica is the source of this 1400-nucleotide messenger RNA. RefSeq names its product B-box zinc finger protein 22-like. NCBI's taxonomy places the organism in Eukaryota, Viridiplantae, Streptophyta, Magnoliopsida, Lamiales, Lamiaceae. The record is from RefSeq and is a predicted model, not a curated record. Gene Ontology annotation, molecular function: zinc ion binding. Gene Ontology annotation, cellular component: nucleus. Gene Ontology annotation, biological process: regulation of DNA-templated transcription; photomorphogenesis.